Messenger RNA from Solanum lycopersicum (tomato), 1178 nucleotides. RefSeq names its product mediator of RNA polymerase II transcription subunit 15a-like. NCBI's taxonomy places the organism in Eukaryota, Viridiplantae, Streptophyta, Magnoliopsida, Solanales, Solanaceae. Gene Ontology annotation, molecular function: transcription coactivator activity; chromatin DNA binding. The record is from RefSeq and is a predicted model, not a curated record.
AACAAACUGGAUGGACUUUUUAUUAUAAAAUAAAAUAAAAUAAUUUCUGAGGAUAUUUCUAUUUAACAAAAGUUUAUAAAAAUAUUAUUUGAGAGACUAUAUAUAAACUUUUUAACUCUAUAUAUAUAUAUAUAUAAAAAUACAUAUACUAGGGCUCAAGUUGGAGGAUCAAAAAAAUUUAUCAGCGGAUGUAUAUUGAUAAUAAUACUCGAGUUCAGAUGGAAAAUGCAUAUGGAGUUGAUUGGCGGGAAGAGGUAUACCAAAAGAUCAAGUAUAUGAAGGAGAUGUAUUUAUCAGACCUCAAAGAUUUAUACGAGAAAAUUGCUUAUAAAAUGCAGCAGCGUCUUGAAAAUGAGAAAAUUGAAAAGCUCGAGAUGUACAAGAUAAUGCUGGAACGCAUUAUGCUUUUUUUGCGGCUUAACAAGCAGGAAAUUCAACUUAUUCACAAGGAUAAACUGGUCUCGAUUGAGAAGAAUAUAAUUAAGUUUCUCAGUUACAAUUUGGCACGCAGCAAGACUUCUUCUCCACAGCAGGGGCAACUUCAUCAGUCUUCCAUGCAGCUUCAAACUAAUCCACCGAUGCAGCCCGUACAGGGUUCCGUGGAAGCAAUGCAACAGAGUUAUCUCAGCGACUUGCACCGUUAUUCCUUGUCUGGCGUAUCGACAAUAUCCAAUUCUCAACAGCACAUGAUAGAUGUGGUAAAACCUGGUUCCAGAUCGGAUUUGGGACAGGGUAACUCGUUGAACUCACCGCAGCAGGUGGAUACUGGCUCCUUACAACAGAAUCCUGUUAACAGUCUUCAACAUGAUAACAUAAGCUCAUUCAGUGCACAAGGUGGAAUGAACCCUGUACCGGCAAACCUCAAAUUCCUACAGAAAAACUCAAACGCGCUGCCUGAGCAGCAAAUGUUGCAGAACCAACAAUUAACACCGCUGUGCAACCAGCUACUGAUGGAGCAACAACUUUUUCAAAGUCAGCAGUUAAUGAAACAUCAGCAAGCAAUGAACUCGCCGCCGCAGAAUGAUUUCACCAACUUGCACCAUGAUUCCUUGUCUGGCGUAUCGACAAAUUCCAACUCUCAGCAAGACAUGAUAAAUACAAUACAGCCUGGUUCCAAUUUGGAUUUUGGACAGGGUAAUUCUUUGAACUCACUGCAAUAGGUGUCUACUGGUUCUUCG